CAGUGGGACGGAAAGAUUCGUUUGGCUCGACGCCAAUCUAAGCAUCUGGAAGAGACGAGGAAGCGCGAGUGGAAUGACCUUCGCUCUUCGAUUGAGCAAAAAAUGAUUCAGCUGGUUUCGUCCCAUUUGCGAGCGACAACAAACUCGCCAUUGAGAAUCACUUUUUUUCUCUCUCUCAGUAAAUUCGAUUUCCGCAAAAGCUGUUGAUCGGUGUUUAGUAUGCGAGAUAAGCUUUUUUGAGAUAGUAAAAAACGUUAUCAGCAGGUGUGGUCACCGCUCAUUACUAAUUCAAAAGCAGCCAGCAGAAGACAUGGGCAUUUUGGCGGUGGGCUUUGUGGUGGUGUUGGUGACCCUGCUGGCCAUCAAGGCCUGGUACCAGAGCACCAUGCGAAUGUGCAGGAGCACGCGCCGCAUGGACGGAAAGGUGGUCGUCGUCACCGGAGCCAAUACUGGUAUUGGAAAAGAAACGGCACGCGACCUGGCGAGAAGAGGCGCCCGCGUGUACCUGGCGUGCCGCGACCUGACGAGAGGAAGCAGCGCCAGAAUGGAGAUAAUCGAGAGUACGGGCAACAAAAACGUGGAGGUGCUGAAACUGGACCUGGGCUCGUUGGCGUCGGUGCGCGACUUUGUCAAAGAGUUGAAAUCGCGGGAGACGCGGCUGGACGUGCUGGUGAACAACGCGGCCGCCACCGGGCUGGAGAACAAACUGUCCAGGGACGGAAUGCAGCAGGAGAUGCAAAUCAACCACUUCGGCCCGUUCCUCCUCACCGUCCUCCUCAUUGACGUUUUGAAAAAGUCGUCGCCGAGCAGGGUGGUCACGGUGUCGUCGAUGGCGCACAAGUUCGGCAAAAUCGAGCUGGACAACCUCAACUGCGAAAAGUCGUUCCCCGGCGGCGGCAAACUUUACUGCCACGCAAAACUGGCCAACGUGCUUUUCGCCAACGAACUCGCCAGGAGACUCGACGGAACCGGCGUGAGCAGCAACAGUCUGCACCCUGGAGUGGUAAAAACGGAAAUCGGUCGGCGGCUGCCUUCAUUUGUCAAGCACAUUUUCGGAUUCCUCAUCGGAUUUGCUUUCAAGAAUGCAAAUGAAGGAGCGCAAACGACGAUUCACUUGGCCGUUUCCGAAGAGGUCGGAGGCGUCACCGGCAGAUACUUUGUCGACUGCAAAGACGCGAAAAUGUCAUCGGACGCGCAAAACCACGAGCUUGCCAAGAAACUGUGGGAAAAGUGCGUGCAGCUGGUGAAACUGGCUCCAGAAGAGAUUUCGCUUCUUUGAAAGUUUUUUAAAAUGAUGGAUGAUUUAAUAUUUUCAAGAGCAGAUGUUCUUGAGAGCAGCUUAUUUUUUAGCAAAUGUUUUAUGUGUUAGUGCAAAUUUUAUGAUACAUAAUUGGUAUGUUUUGAAUUUCCUUUUCAUUAAAUAUAAAUUAUUACAAAUUCAA
Molecule: messenger RNA, 1442 nt
Organism: Neocloeon triangulifer
Lineage: Eukaryota; Metazoa; Arthropoda; Insecta; Ephemeroptera; Baetidae
Product: retinol dehydrogenase 11-like
Exons: 8
Coding region: 311-1279 (322 amino acids)
Source: RefSeq, a predicted model, not a curated record